AUGCAACGUAUUCAGCGCAAGGUCGGCGUGUUCAUGCCCCGUAGCGAGGAUGACGCGCAAGUUGCCGCAAUGCUGGCUGAGUUCAAGGAGGCCGAUCAGAUGCUCGGAAAGGCAACAUGGGCGCAUCUUCUCACCCAUCAACUCCACGUCGUCACCGAGUUCGAGGCCAUAUACAAGCCCAUUGCUGCUGUUGGCGAAGCGCCACUCCAUGGCCAUGUCCCUGCCGAGACCCCCCGCGAGGUUCUGGAGCGCACGCGCCGUCUCAAUCAGCUCUACGAUGAGCUCAAAAACGACAUGAUGGAGGAGGUCAACAUGAUUGAUCGCCGCUUGAUCAAGCCGGCGCAAGAGGCAAAGCAGACAAUCAAGCCAAUGCACAAAGUCAUACAAAAGCGGGAGGACAAGAAGCUCGACUACGAACGAUACAAGAGCCGUGUGGAGAAGCUGGAGAACCAAGCCAACCGCUCCGCUCGCGACGAGUCUGCCCUGGCCAAGCACCGCAUCGAUAUGGAGCGCUGCGAAGGCGAGUACGACGCCGCAGACAGGCACUUGCAAGCCAAUCUUCCGAACAUCACAGCCGCCAUCCUCUCCCUCCUGCCUUUCCUUUUAGCAUCUCAGAUUGAGAUUCAGAACAAUAUCUUGGGCAACAUGUAUACUGUGCAGCAUGAAUAUUGCCAGGAAUACGGCUUCCCAUCCCCACCUCCUGACAUGGCCGAUGUUGUGGCAGACUGGGACGCCACCUUCACGCCUCUGCGCAAAGAAAUUGAGUCUAGUUAUGAACUGCUCAUGCACACAAGACUUGUCCGCCAGCCUAUGGAGCUGCCUGAAUCCAGGCACGGAACCGUCACUGGCCUCAAUCUGCGCAAUACGGCCACUGACAAGUUCUCUAAUCGCCCGCGUAUCGUUGGUCGGCCUUCAUUUGGCUCCCACACCUCCGGCGGUGCCGCCGCCUCCCCGGAGGAAGAGAAGGCCCCACCCAAGCCUCCUCGCCCGCGCAGCAGCUUCUCCAAUGCUCCCCCUUCGCCUGACCCAUCCGGCCCUCCCCCGAUCAACCUCGCCUCCCGUCCCAAGAUCCCAUCAGCUAGCAAGCCCCGCAUCGGCGGCACGAACACUCUGUCGCCCUACGACGGCACGGCCCGUCGCCCCUCAUCCUCAUCAUCCAUUGGCGGCGGUGCCUACUCUCCGGGCAGUCAGUCGCAACAGGGGGGCGACUACUUUGGCGGUGGCACCUCGCCCGUCCGUACGAUCGCAGCAUCGCCCCACUCCAACGGCAUCGCUACUCCGCUGCAAGGCAUUGCAGCGGGCAUCGGCGCCAAGAAGAAGCCGCCGCCUCCACCGCCGAAGAAGCGGCUAAAUAGCUUCCAGAAAGAAGACUACGUCACGGCAGUGUACGACUUCCAGGGACAAGGACCGGGUGAUCUGUCGUUCAGGGAGGGCGACAGGAUCAAGGUUUUGAAGAGAGAGGGAGACAAGGCGACUAGCUGGUGGGAAGGAGAGCUGAGGGGUGUCAAGGGAAGCUUCCCGGCAAACUACUGCGAGUAG
Lasiodiplodia theobromae is the source of this 1539-nucleotide messenger RNA. Its product is annotated as Sh3 domain signaling protein. The transcript is spliced from 3 exons. The record is from RefSeq and is a predicted model, not a curated record. Gene Ontology annotation, cellular component: actin cortical patch; medial cortex; Rvs161p-Rvs167p complex. Bases 1 to 1539 code for a protein of 512 amino acids. Lineage: Eukaryota; Fungi; Ascomycota; Dothideomycetes; Botryosphaeriales; Botryosphaeriaceae. Gene Ontology annotation, biological process: actin cortical patch localization; plasma membrane tubulation; endocytosis. Gene Ontology annotation, molecular function: lipid binding; protein binding.